CGCCGCAGGCUCAAACAAGCUACUCCCACCCACACACCCCGGCAUCUUUGCAGCGGCAUGUGGUCAGCAGCAGCGGCGCGCACGUUGUCCCCGCUCCCCGCGCCGUCGCUCAGCGGCCGGCGCGGAGGGCCGCGGGGCAGGGCGACGGUGCCCGUGCGGAGCACGCUGUGGGACUUCGUGGGCGGGGACCUGGUGCGCCCCGACCUGGGGCUGUGGCUGGACGACGUGGAGAAGCACAAGGCGCUGGCCAUCUACCCGCCGCACGAGGGCGGCUACGAGGGCCGAUACCUCAACCGCCUCCGGAGGCAGGGCUACUACUUCCUCGACCUCUCGGCGCGCGGCCUCGGCGACCCUGAGACCACGCUCACCAAGAUCCACCCCGUCUGCCCGCCUAGCCUCGGGAGACAGCCGGUGGCGAGGUGGUACUUCCCGCCGGAGGUGGACUACAGGCUCAGCCUGCUGCACCCGGACGCCAAAGGCCUCAUCGUCUGGGUCAUGGAAGCCAAGGUUCUGUCCAAGGCAGAGCUGCAGUUCCUGGCCAUGCUCCCGGACCUCCGGCCCAAAGUCCGGGUGAUUGCGGAAUGCGGCAACUGGAGAAAAUUUGUUUGGAAGCCACUGAAGCAGAUCGCAGGCCUUGAGCCGGACCCGGACGCGGAACAAUGAGCAAGCAACAUUUCAAGGCAGCCACAACUACAAACAAAUUGCUUCGCGAUCAUCUCUCCCAGCUUACAUUCUUUCCCGCUCUGUGCUUAAGAGAGGCAAUGAAGACUGUACUGUACAUACAUUCUGGCUCAAUUUUCAGAAGAGAACCAUGUAAAAGUUUCCACAUAUAUAUAAAUUCAACAAAUCAUGGUUGCAUGUGUUCA
This is a messenger RNA of Phragmites australis (common reed), 866 nucleotides long. RefSeq names its product NAD(P)H-quinone oxidoreductase subunit N, chloroplastic-like. NCBI's taxonomy places the organism in Eukaryota, Viridiplantae, Streptophyta, Magnoliopsida, Poales, Poaceae. The coding region runs from base 58 to 663 and encodes 201 amino acids. The record is from RefSeq and is a predicted model, not a curated record. Gene Ontology annotation, molecular function: oxidoreductase activity, acting on NAD(P)H, quinone or similar compound as acceptor. Gene Ontology annotation, cellular component: membrane. The transcript has 4 exons.